Molecule: messenger RNA, 3373 nt
Organism: Pieris napi
Lineage: Eukaryota; Metazoa; Arthropoda; Insecta; Lepidoptera; Pieridae
Gene: Picot
Product: putative inorganic phosphate cotransporter
Exons: 11
Coding region: 150-1715 (521 amino acids)
Biological process (GO): monoatomic anion transport; transmembrane transport
Molecular function (GO): transmembrane transporter activity
Source: RefSeq, a predicted model, not a curated record
GAUUGUCAGUCCGUAAACAACCCCUCGCAAUGUCAGAUCAACCCUCAAUACCAGUUGGUUGCCCCAACGUGACGUAAGCGGAAUUUUUCGUGCGUGGUUUCCGUAAUUUUCCUUUUUUUUACUUAUUCAUAUUAAUUCCUGUUUCUAACAUGGUUUCUAACUCUCGCGGUAACCAUGUGUUGGUUUGGGAGCAGCCGGGCUUAGAAGAUCAAAGGCCGAAGGUGUAUAAAGGUGGCUUGGGAACUCGUCACUGGGUGACGUUCAUGCUGUUCUUAGGGAUGGCUAACGCUUACGUCAUGAGGACAAAUAUGUCAGUUGCUAUCGUUGCUAUGGUCAACCACACCGCACUGCCCGUUAGCCACGAAGCUAUGGACACCGAGUGUGGUGACGUCAGCCCUAAUUCCACGAAGGAUACUUUACAACAAGACGGCGAGUUUGUAUGGAGUUCUCCUCUCCAGGGCUACAUCCUUUCUUCUUUCUUCUAUGGCUACGUAAUCACUCAGAUACCCUUCGGUAUUCUCUCAAAGAGGUACGGAGCUCGUCUCUUCCUCGGAGUAGGAAUGUUGAUCAACUCUGUGUUCGGUCUACUAGUGCCUGUUGCAGCCAAAGCUGGUUAUCCUUGGCUUAUUCUCGUGCGAUUCAUACAAGGACUAGGAGAGGGACCAAUAGUGCCGUGCUCACACGCUAUGUUAGCGAAGUGGAUUCCACCAAACGAGAGAAGUCGGAUGGGAGCAGCUGUAUAUGCCGGAGCCCAAUUCGGUACAGUUAUCUCCAUGCCUCUAUCUGGUCUUCUCUCGGCCUACGGGUUCGCUGGAGGCUGGCCUUCCAUAUUCUACGUAUUUGGUCUGAUCGGGACUGUCUGGUGUAUUGCCUUCCUGCUCUUCGUGUCCGAGGACCCUGAACAGUGUCCGAGGAUCAAGGAAGCUGAGAAGAAAUACAUUUUGAACUCUUUGUGGGGCGCUGCUGGAUCUAGUUCACCACCAAUCCCAUGGAAGAAGAUUCUGAUGUCCAUGCCCUUCUGGGCUAUAAUGUUGGCACACAUGGGACAGAACUACGGCUAUGAGACCUUGAUGACAGAGCUGCCAACCUUUAUGCGACAAGUGUUGCACUUCUCUAUCAAAGAUAACGGUUUCGUAUCAGCUCUGCCCUACCUAUGCAUGUGGCUUUUCUCAAUGUUCAUCUCCGUGGUGGCUGACUGGAUGUUGUCAAGCGGACGAUUCAACCACACGCAAGUCAGGAAGAUUAUUAACAGUAUUGGUGAAUACGGUCCAGCAAUAGGUCUAUUCAUCGCUGCAAACACGGGCUGCAACCCAGCUGCGACCGUCGCUAUUCUCGCCGUUGGUGUUGGGCUCAACGGUGGUAUCUACUCAGGAUUCAAGGUGAACCAUUUGGACAUAUCGCCUCGUUUCGCGGGUAUUCUGAUGGCAUUUACAAACUGCUUGGCCAACCUAACGGGAUUGCUUGCACCCAUCAUCGCUGGAUAUAUCAUUGACGGAAACCCAUCACAAGCCCAAUGGAGAAUAGUAUUCUACAUCGCAGGCGGUGUUUAUAUAUUCUGUGCAACAUUCUACAACCUAUUCAGCUCUGGACGGCGGCAGGACUGGGACAAUCCUGCCGAAGACGACGCAAACGCGAAAAAAGCUGCAGAAAAGAAAGCAAGGAAAUCAGAAAGGAAAAACGCGAGUUACGAAAACACAGCUGAGACCGCGCAGUAGAAAAGUUCGAAACGCUCGGCGAACGCAACUGGUAAAUUAUCAUUUUUUGACAGCUCUUAGUCGAUUGUCAAUUUAUUGACGGCAAACUCCAAAACACACAAUUCAAAAAACAAACCCAAUAUGUUCGCCUCGAGCUGAAAUGAUACGAGUUACAAAGAUGCUUUUUAUGAGACUGUAGGAAUAUUUCUACUAAUUUAGUACAAUAUGAAAUUACUUUACAAAUUUGACACUGAUUUUAAAAAUAAAAAAAUGCUUAUGGUAAUUAAAUUAUAUUGUGAAAUUUUGGUUGUAUUUAUGGUUUAUGUUGCAUACAGUCAGUGUUGUAAACAACAAGAAGACGCACAUCAAUGAGGCUGUGAUAUUAUCUUGUGUAGUCCUUUGAGCUCGUAUCAUCUUGUUAAAUAUUUAUUAAUAAAGUGUUAGUUUAUUAACUACCAUAGAAGUAUUGUAUAGCUUGAGUGAAAGAUAUUUAUGAUCGUCAUAAGGUGAAUGUGAUGAAUUCGUUUGGUGAAUUUCGGGAAAGUUUGGAGUCUUGUCUUUUUGCAUUAAAAAUUUUCUACAAUACUCACGACAAAUCCCUUAAUCCACGGUAUCAUAUUUUGAAUAUUCUAAAUAUUUUUCAGUGCGCCGUGUUAUAUUAAAAAUAAAAUGUAUUUUUAAAAUGCAGAAUAAUUAUAUCUAAAUGUAAUAAUGACAAACAAAAUUUCCCAUUUUUAUCAAACUUGUAUUCUAUAAGUAUUUAUAUUGUGACGAUAUAAGGGUCCAAAUGUUUGUAUAAAUGUUUGUUGUCCAAGCCAGUGAUUUCUCACAAUCCUCGCAAUAAAAUAUUCAUAAACAAAGUGCAUUUCACGAAAUGGCAAGCUAAGCUUAAUAAUAAUAGACGAGACCAUCUGCAGAUGUAUACAUCCAUCCGCAUCAUGUUUUGUUGGUUUGUAAUUUGUAUCGGUUAAAUUCUGGCCAGGAAUGGAGUAUUGUGAAGUGCACUGGAGUUAAGAAAGUAUUAUUUUGUAUAUGCAAAUUAAUUGCAGCAUCUCGAAUAACAGAAAACCUAAACAAAACCAAAUCUAAAGAAUGUUUUAUUCAUUUUCACGUCUGAAUUAAGUAUGUGUCGCAAUUUUGGUUUUUGGCAAAUGAAAUAUUAAAAACAUUUACUUUAUGUUUGUGCCAAUAAUGAAUUUGAAUUUAUUAAAAUGUUAUGCGAAUUAUAUAAGUAAAUGUUGCACAACUAAGCAAUUAUUGUAAGACAAAUUAUAAUUUUAGUUUUAUGUAACUUGCGACGUUAUGCGUUGCAUGCUCGGAGCUGAUGUGAUCAUUUUAGAAUAUUUGAGCUAAAGUAGCUUAAAGUGUUUUACCAUAGACAAGAUGUUUUGUAUUUAUAAUAUUAUUGUAGGCUUAAAUGUAGGACGAUAUUGAAUUCAGCUUUUAAAACCAAUGGUAUGAAACAUACCAUUAUUCCAAUGUGAAUUAAAAAUUAUUUUAAAUAUAUUAUAUAAUAAUAUAGUGCCUCGUUACAUCGUUUCUAAAUAUCGGAUGAGUUUGUAAUAUUAACGUCUGGCCAAUAAAUACUGUCCAUUUAAAUAGGCUUAGUGAAUAUUAAUUAAAAUAAAUUUUAUAUCAUCAAACUUUUACAGCUUUUGAGAAAUAAAUCGAGGUUAAUA